Molecule: messenger RNA, 459 nt
Organism: Episyrphus balteatus (marmalade hoverfly)
Lineage: Eukaryota; Metazoa; Arthropoda; Insecta; Diptera; Syrphidae
Exons: 3
Coding region: 94-405 (103 amino acids)
Source: RefSeq, a predicted model, not a curated record
CUUUUGGUUGUGACUUGUAACGGUUUUCUCGAAGCUAUUCGGUUGUAUUUGUCUCGACAUUUAACGUUUUUUUAAAACCUCUGGAUUAUAAACAUGGUUGCCCUAAAGAUCUUUGUUCUCCUUGCUACCCUUUGUGCUAUGGCCUACAGUGCACCACAACCAGGAUUUCUGGGAAAACAUGAACACCAUAUCGUUCAUGUGCCAUACAAAGUACACACUGUCCAUCAUCACCACGUGCAAAAGGUUCCAGUUAUCAAGGAGAUCAUAAAGGAAGUUCCUGUUAUUAAACAUGUGCCAAUUUACAAAGAAGUUCAUGUUCCAAUUUACAAGGAAGUCCAUGUUCCGGUUCAUGUUGAGGAACAUCAUAAAGAAUCUUGGGCACCAUCAUCAUCUGGCUGGUAUUAAAUAAAAACGACAUAGAAGAACUAACUAACGAAUUUAUUUAGAACACAAAUUGUA